Gasterosteus aculeatus aculeatus (three-spined stickleback) is the source of this 5396-nucleotide messenger RNA. It is a transcript of the gene myom1b, whose product is annotated as myomesin 1b. Gene Ontology annotation, molecular function: protein binding. The record is from RefSeq and is a predicted model, not a curated record. NCBI's taxonomy places the organism in Eukaryota, Metazoa, Chordata, Actinopteri, Perciformes, Gasterosteidae.
UGCACACUCUGGCAAGGGCCGACAUUAUUUUGGUUGUGUAGGAACUGCAGCCCUGUACGCACCUACCUGCUGGGAUAUUGAGCUUUUCUUUUUCCCUUCAAAGCUUGGAGUUUGAGGCUUUUUGUCCAGGUCACACAGGGGAAAAAAAGAGUCUCAGAAACUCGGGGUUGGUACCGCGAGGGGCCUGCAGCAUGUCCGGAUCGGUUCCGUUCUACCAGAAGCACCAUCGCCACUAUGACAGAAGCUACCGCAGCAAGGAGACGGAGUCCAGGCUCAGCCACUACCAGACCGGCAGCAGGUACACCGCGGCCGGCACCACCUCCGCCAGCACCUCCGCCAGCACCAGCAGGAGCGGGGGCCUUAAAGUGACUUCGUAUUCUGGGCUGGAGGCGAGCAGACUGAGCCCCGUGCCCACGAGAGUCAAGCCAACGUACUUGGCUGUGGAUAAAGAGAACCAAAUCAUCGGCUACGUAGUGCCUAUCUUCAGGGGCAGUCAAGAGUUCGCUGCAGGAUUUUCGGACACCGAGGAGAGAAGGGUGAGAGACACGGCUGGAUACAUGGCCCGCAGGGAUUUGUUCACCAGCGGCCUGGAGAUGGAGAGGUCAGAGCAGAUCUCCAGGAGGGAGGCCAUGCGCGGGUCGGCCGAGCGCAUCUCUCUGAACAAAAGGAUCCAUGAACACGGGGAACAUUUCAAGCGCAUGAACGAAGACAGCCUGAUGCACGCCCCGGACUUUGUGAUCAAACCUCGCUCCCACACCGUGUGGGAGAAGCAGAGUGUGCGGCUGCAUUGCACCGUCAGCGGCUGGCCGGACCCGCGGGUCGUCUGGUACAAGAACAAUGUGGCCAUUGACCCUCUUUCCAAUGCUGGCAAGUAUAAGAUCGAGAGCAGAUACAGCGUGCACUCCCUGGAGAUUAACAAGUGUGAUUUUGAUGACACGGCGCAGUAUCGCGUCUCUGCCAUGAACUCCAAGGGGGAGCAGUCUGUAUUUGCCUCCGUCGUGGUCAAGAGGUUCAAGGGAGAAGUUGAUGAGUCCUUGCCAUCACCCAGACGUGCCGGUACUGAAGAUGGCCCAGUGUCCGAGUACGGCAUCAACUUCCAGACUCACAUUGUUGAUACGUUUGGCGUGUCGUUUGGAAGAGAGGGCGAGACCAUGAGUCUGGGAUGUACGGUCAUCAUCUACCCGGCUCUGCACCGCUACCAGCCAGAGGUCCAGUGGUACAGAGACGAUGUUCUGCUGUGUCCCUCUAAGUGGAACCACAUGUGCUGGAGUGGAGACCGAGCCACGCUGACUUUCACACACCUCAACAAAGAGGACGAGGGCCUUUACACCCUGCGCGUCACCACCAAGUCCGGAUAUGAAACCUACUCAGCCUACGUCUUUGUCAGAGACGCUGAAGCCGAGGUGGAGAGAGCUCCGGGUGCCCCUCUGGAUGUGCGCUGCCUGGACGCCAACAAGGAUUACAUCAUUGUGUCCUGGAAGCAGCCGGCUGUCGAUGGCGGUGACUCCAUCUCGGGCUACUUUGUGGACAGAUGUGAGGUUGGAACCACCCACUGGAUCCAGUGCAACGAGACUCCCGUUAAAUUUGCCCGUUUCCCCGUCACCGGCCUGGUGGAGGGCCGCUCCUACAUGUUCCGCGUGCGCGCCGUCAACGCCAACGGCAUGAGCCGCGCGUCACGAGCCUCUGAGCCGGUGGCGGCCAUGGACCCGGCUGACCGCGCCCGCAAGAGAGGUACCUCUGCUCCGUGGACCGGCCAAAUCAUUGUCACAGAGGAGGAACCUGCAGAGGGCAUCGUCCCCGGCCGACCUCUUGAGCUGCAGGUGACCGAAGCGACCAAGAACUACGUGGUGCUGAGCUGGAACCCACCCGGGGAGAAAGGCCUCGAGGGCGUCAUGUACUACGUGGAAAAGUGCGUCUCGGGCACCGACAGCUGGCAGAGGGUGAACACGGAGAUCCCGGUCAGGUCUCCUCGCUUCGCGCUGUUCGACCUCGCCGAGGGGAAGUCCUACAGCUUCCGCGUCCGCUGCUGCAACUCGGCCGGCGUCGGCGAGCCGUCCGACCCCACGGAGGCCACCACCGUCGGCGACAAGCUCGACAUCCCGUCCGCCCCGAGCAAAGUCGUCCCGACCCGAAACACGGACACGUCGGUCGUGGUGUCGUGGGAGGCGUCGCGGGAGGCCAAGGAGAUGGUGGGAUACUACAUCGAGGGGAGCGUCGUGGGCAGCGGCGCGUGGGAGCCGUGCAACAACAAACCGGUGAACGCCACCAGGUUCAUCUGCCACGGCCUGACGACGGGGGAGAAGUACGUGUUCAGGGUGAGGGCGGUGAACGCCGCGGGGCUCAGCCAGUUUUCCCCGGAGUCUGAGCCGGUGGAGGUGAAGGCUGCUAUCGGGGGCGGCAUCCCUCACGCCUCCCCGGCUCCUCCCUUCGGCAUCUCCGUCCUGGAGUGUGUGCGCGACUCCAUGGUGCUGGCCUGGAAGCAGCCGAGCUUCAUCGGCGGCGCGGAUAUCACCGGCUACUUCUUGGAUUACCGCGAGGUCGUCGACGGCGUGCCGGAGAAGUGGCACGAGGCCAACACCAGGGCCGUCAGUGAGAGGGCCUACAGGGUGUCCGACCUGAGGGAGAACAAGAAGUACCAGUUCCAGGUGCGGGCGGCCAACAUGGCGGGCGUCGGCAUCCCGUCGCAGCCCAGUGACACGUUCCUGUGCGAGGAGUGGACCAUCGCCGUGCCAGGGCCUCCUCACGACCUGCAAGUAAGAGAGGUCCGGAGUGACUCCCUGGUGUUGCUAUGGAAACCGCCUGUGUACCAGGGCCGCGACCCGGUCAACGGUUUCUACGUCGACAUCAAGGAGGCGGGCGCGCCGCAGGAGGCCUGGAGAGGAGUCAACACCAAGGCCACGGAGAGCGCGUUCAUCAAGAUCACGGACGUGAAGGAAGGAGAGUCAUAUGUGUUCAGGGUGCGCGCCCAGAACUACGCCGGCGUUGGACAAGUCUCCGCCGUGACGGAGCCGGUCGUGGCGCUCACCAAACCAGGCACCAAGGAGAUAGUGGUGGACGUCGAUGACAACGGCGUCGUCUCCCUGAACUUUGAGUGCGGCGACAUGACGGCCGACUCCAAAUUUGUGUGGUCCAAGAAUUACGAGGAGAUCACGGAUCCGUCCCGCUUGACUAUGGAGACCAAGGGAAACAAGUCCAAAGCCGCUUUCAACACCCCUGCGGAGGAGGACGUAGGUAUCUACUCAUGUCUGGUCACCCACACUGAUGGUGCUUCAUCCAGCUACAGUCUCUCUGAAGAAGAGUUGAAGAGGCUGCUGGUGAUCAGUCAUGACCACAAGUUCCCCGUUAUUCCGCUGAAGUCGGACUUGGCCGUGGAGCUGCUGGAGAAGGGAAAGGUUCGCUUUUGGCUGCAGGCGGACAAGAUGACGGCUAACGGCAAAGUGGACUACAUCUUCAACGAUAACGCCGUCUCUCAGGGGGACAAAUACAAAAUGAACUUUGACAAAAACACCGGCGUGAUCGAGAUGAUCAUGGACUGUCUGACUCCGGCGGACGAGGGCACCUUCACCUUCCAGCUGCAGGAUGGCAAAGCGACCAACCAGUCCAGCUUGGUGCUGAUAGGCGACGUGUUCAAGGCGCUGCAGAAGGAAUCAGAGUUCCAGAUGAAAGAAUGGGUCAGAAAGCAAGGUCCUCACUUCAUCGAGUAUUUGAGUUAUGAGGUGACACAAGAGUGCUGCGUGAUCCUCAAGUGCAAGGUUGGAAACAUGAAGAAGGAGACGUCGGCGCUGUGGUACAAAGACGGCCACCAGAUCAAAGCGGACGACAGUCUCGGCUUCACCGAGGGAGUCCUCAAGCUGGAAAUUGCUCAAAUUUCCAAGAAGGACUCUGGUGUGUACGAAGUCGUUCUGAAGGACGACAGAGGGAAAGACACGUCCACGUUGAAUCUGACGGAUCAAGGUUUCAAAGACUUGAUGAAUGAAGUUUUCAGUUUUAUCGCCAAUUCCUCCACCCCGCUGAAGAUCACGAGCACUGAUGAGGGCGUCCGACUCUACACCUUCGUCAACUUCUACAACGAUUUACUCCAAGUGACGUGGCACUACAAGGAUUCGGCCAUCGCCUUUUCUGACCGGGUGAAGAGUGGCGUGGUGGGAGAGCAGCUGUGGCUGCAGAUCACGGAGCCCACGGAGAAGGACACGGGCAAAUACGCCAUCGAGUUCCACGAUGGCAAAGCGGGCCUGCGGAGGACCGUUGAGCUGUCCGGUCAAGCAUUUGACGACGCGUUUGCAGAAUUCAAGAGACUCCAAGCUGCUGCCAUUGCAGAGAGAAGUCGUGCUCGAGUAGCAGGAGGCCUUCCCGACGUGGUCACCAUCCAGGAGGGCAAGGCCCUCAAUCUCACCUGCAACAUCUCGGGCGACCCUUUGCCCGAGGUCACCUGGCUGAAGAACGACAGGGAGAUCACCUCCGACGACCACUGCAUCCUCAGCAUCGCCUCGGGCAAGUUCGCCAGCUUCACCAUCACCGCCGUGAACACGAUGGACUCCGGCAAGUACAGCAUCCUGGUGAAGAACAAGUACGGCACGGAGAGCGGGGACUUCACUGUAAGUGUCUUCAUGCCCGAAGAGGCGGGCGGCAAGAAGAAGUAAAAGCGCUCCGCAUCUUGUCGUAAAUAUGUAUAAAUGGGAAAAAGAAGACACUGGAAAGAGCUGAGGGGAAGAAAACCGGCUUCAGGGUGUGUUUUUUUUUUUAGGGGGUUUGUGUUCUAUUCUCUAGAGGUGCUGACUCCAAAAUGAGUGUUGUGAUGAGUUAUUUUUAUUAGCAUUUGGCCCAGUAAGAAAAAAAUCACCUCAGAACUGUUUUAAUUUCCAAUGUAGUUUGAGUGAAGCUGCGGCGUGCGGAGAGGAACGUUUGCACUCAUUUUUAAAGCCAAAGAUGUAGUUUCAGACGUGUCGUGUUGAUGGGACGAAUGGAUCGUUAAAUCAAAGAGCCAAACCAAACGUUUUUACACGUUUUACCCCAUUUGCUAGAAAUUAUUCAUACUUUACUGCCAAAAAAGAACAUCUUUAACAUUAGAUUGAGCCAUGCUUUUAUCUAAGUUUGUAUUAGUAAAAUAUGUAACGCAAAAGUCACUGUUGCAUGUACAGGUUGAUGCAUUUGUUGCAAAUGGGCUGAAACAUGCAGUGUCAUUUAGUCCUGUUUUAUUGUUACAACAUUGUUGUAACGUGUUUCACCAAUGAUGUGAAAUCACCUUCACGGUGCAUCAUUAAUUCUGAUAAUACCGCUUUUAUUUUGAUGAUAACGAAGCCACUGUAAUAAAGACCGUUUUGAUCACUGUUGGUUAACAGUUGUUAUUGCAUCAGAGAAACUAAUAAAAACCAGCAUGUACCUCCCCACUUCCUCCA